Molecule: messenger RNA, 1225 nt
Organism: Prunus avium (sweet cherry)
Lineage: Eukaryota; Viridiplantae; Streptophyta; Magnoliopsida; Rosales; Rosaceae
Gene: CLP2
Product: CLP protease proteolytic subunit 2
Biological process (GO): protein quality control for misfolded or incompletely synthesized proteins
Cellular component (GO): endopeptidase Clp complex
Molecular function (GO): ATP-dependent peptidase activity; ATPase binding; serine-type endopeptidase activity
Source: RefSeq, a predicted model, not a curated record
AAAAAGAAAGAGACAACCUUUAACCAUAAAAAAGAAAAGAAAAAAAAGAAAAGAGAACAAGUGUUGCUGGCUCUAGCGGAUCCCGCCCCAGUCUAUUUCUUCUUCCUCUAUCCCAAGCUCCCAACUUCCUAUCUCUGUUUGCGAAAAUGGCAGUCUCUUUUCACCCGACCACUUCUACUCCAAGCUUUCAGCCCCAAGCUAGACUCGCUCCUCCUCUCAGUUGUGCAACAAAACAUUAUUCAGGGUUAAAGCUUCAAUCUUUAGGAAAUUUUGGAGCUAAAAACCCCAACUUGACGGUUGAGCUCUACGGCAAAGUUAAUAAGAGCCUUCAAUCCAGGACACGUAACCAAAGACCAUCACGAGCGCGAAUUGGAAUGAUGCCUAUAGGGACACCAAAGGUGCCCUAUAGAACUCCUGGUGAGGGAACUUGGCAAUGGGUUGAUUUGUGGAAUGCUCUAUACCGAGAACGUGUUAUCUUCAUUGGGCAGAAUAUAGAUGAAGAGUUUAGCAAUCAGAUUUUGGCAACAAUGCUGUACCUUGACACUAUUGAUUCUUCCAAAAGGCUUUAUAUGUAUAUCAAUGGUCCUGGUGGAGAUCUUACUCCGAGCAUGGCUAUCUAUGAUACUAUGCAGAGCUUAAAGAGUCCCGUUGGCACCCAUUGUGUGGGCUAUGCCUAUAAUUUAGCAGCCUUUCUUCUUGCAGCUGGAGAAAAGGGCAAUCGAUUUGCAAUGCCACUAUCAAGGAUUGCGCUACAAUCUCCUGCCGGGGCUGCUCGUGGUCAGGCUGAUGACAUACAAAAUGAAGCAAAUGAACUUCUCAGAAUCAAAGAUUACCUUUAUAACGAGUUGGCUAAGAACACUGGCCAGCCAGUUGAAAAGAUUAACAAAGACUUAGGUCGGAUGAAGCGGUUUAAUGCACAGGAGGCUCUUGAGUAUGGGCUCAUUGAUCGUGUAGUUAGGCCACCUCGUAUUAAGGCUGACGCACCUCCCAAGGAUGCGGGAACAGGUCUUGGUUAGUGUAACUGUUGCUUGUCUGGCAAAUUGGAUGAUGGUAGCUAUUAGUGUUCAAAAUGUUUCUGAAGUUCAUUUUUAUGUUCAUGUAGUAUUCUACUUAGCCAUAAUUGUUGCAUAGAAUUUUUGCCCCUUUGAUCUUUCGAAGGAAGAAAACACAUGAAGUCUUUUGGAAAUAACUAUUUGCUAAAAAAAAGUGUUAUCAUUUUUACUCA